UGGAGCGACAGGUCUCGGGCCCUCAGGCGGAGCGGCGGGCGCCGGACCCCCAGGUGGAGCGACAGGUCUCGGGCCCCCAGGCGAAGCGGCGGGCACCGAGUCACCAGGCACGACAGUGGGCUCCGAGUCAACUGGCAUGACCGUUGGCACUGGGUCAGACAUUGGAUCGUCUGGCUGGACAGCGGGCAUCGGGUCACCAGGCAUCAGGUCAUUUGGCUCGACAGCAGGCACCGCGUCAUCUGGCAAGGCAGUGGGCUCCGAGUCAACAGGCACGACAGUGGGCACCGGUCAUCAGGUACCGGAUUGUCUGGCUCGACAGCGGGCAUCGGGUCACCAGGUAUGACAGCGGGCACUGGGUCACCAGGCAUCAGGUCAUUUGGCUUGCCAGCGGGCACCACGUCAUCUGGCAAGGCAGUGGGCACCGGGUCAUUUGGCUUGCCAGCGGGCACCGCGUCAUCUGGCAAGGCAGUGGGCACCGGGUCACCAGGCAUUGGAUCGUCUGGCUCGACAGCGGGCAUCGGGUCACCAGGCAUCAGGUCAUUUGGCUCGCCAGCGGGCACCCGCGUCAUCUGGCAAGGCAGUGGGCACCGAGUCACCAGG
This is a messenger RNA of Staurois parvus, 600 nucleotides long. The record is from the annotation of a GenBank genome assembly. Lineage: Eukaryota; Metazoa; Chordata; Amphibia; Anura; Ranidae.